AUGGGUUUUGCUUACGUUUCGGGUCAAAGAUAAGACGUCUGACAACAAUUGUUGUGUGUUCAUCAAGACAUUGUUUAUAAAACAUCGAUUUAAAUUUAAGUAUACAAAAUAUGAAAUCUGUUCAAGUUGCACUUUUUGUUGUCGUCAUUUUUAUGGUUUUAGAUACGAAUUCCCAAGAAAUCGGUUAUGAUAGCGGUGGAUUUGAUGCAAAAAGUGUUCGAGUCCGUCGAAUAGUUUCCGUUCCAUCGUCACCGUCUCCAUAUCGUUCGUCAUCAGUAAAUAGAAAUAAUUAUAAACAAAAUAGUGAUCAAUCGAAUCGAGGAAUAGCAACAAACCAGUUAACAAGCUUUAGUGCAGGUCUUGAAGGAAAUCAACCAAGCAAUCAAGGAAAUUUCCAGGCUUCUAAGCCAGUUGUUGCAGUUGGAGAUUAUAGUAGCAACAAAUUGUCACACUUGAAUGGGGUUCAAGGUAAUGACUUAUCUCCUGAUCGAAAUACUUAUCCAAACACAAACAAUAGAGUUCAAAAGCCAAGUUAUCCUGGUAGCGGCCAAACAAAUGGAGAAAUUCAGCACCCGACCUCAGUUGAUAGCAAUAACUAUCGCAAAAACGAAAAUUUUAAUCUUGAAAAAAGUAUUCUAAAUCGGCCUUCCGUUAAUAAUAAUAACAAUGGAAUAAAUGGUGUCCAAAGCACGUCAUUAGUCAACAAAAGGCGACCAAUUCGGCAGGAUUCCGGAGAAGACUUCUAUUCAUCAAGUCAAAAUCAAUAUCAAAAUCAACAAACCCAAGACUACAAUAACAAUUAUAGUGAUAACGGUAAUUUUGAAAUUAAUGGACAAACUUAUCAGGGCACGCUAACAAAUCAGAAUGAUAAGGUACGUGGUGUUACACUAGGAAUAAUAGCUUCCAACGAUGGUUUCGUUCAGGCUCGCCCUCCACCAGAUCUUGAUCAGCAUACUAGCUUAAAAAAUCAUGAUUACGGAACAAGUAGCCAGUCUUAUAAUCAGAAUGCAGAUUCAAAUUUAAGCAAUUCGUUUAGCAGGGUUACAACUUCCCGACCAAAACAAUCAACAGAUCAAUUUUCCUCCAACUAUAACAAGAAUGAUUUAACUAGUAAUAAAAAUAAUUACCAAAGUAGUUUUCAAUCAGGUUUAUCAACAAGGCCAACUGUUCAGGAGGGAGAAAAUAUUAACAGUAGCCGCCAGCAAAAUGGAAAUCAAUUUUUUAAUUCUGAAAACUAUAAGGAUUAUCACGAGUCAAAUCCUGUACCUCAGGAAAAUAAUGAAAAUGUCAAUAAUUUUAGUAACUCAAAUAAGAAAAAAACAAAUAAUGGCAAUAAUGGGAAUGGAAACAGAAAUAAUAAUUCACAUGGUAAUGGGAAUAAUUACAACAAAGGCCUACAAUCCUCAGCUGGUCAUCAAGGAAAUAAACAAAUGAAAACAAAUAAUGUUGCAUUUGCGAAUGAUAGCAACAAUAAAAAUAUCUAUCAAAAUGAGAAUAGGAACGGAAACGGGAAUGGAAAUGGGAACGGAAAUAGAAAUGGGAACGGAAACGGAAACGGGAAUGGAAAUAAUGGAAAUGGGAACGGAAAUGGAAAUGGGAACGGAAAUAGAAAUGGGAACGGAAACGGGAAUGGAAAUGGGAACGGAAAUGGAAAUGGGAACGGAAAUGGACAUGGAAACGGGAAUGGGAACGGAAAUGGAAAAGGAAAUGGGAACGGAAAUGGGAACAAAAAUGGGAACGGAAAUGGAAACGGGAACGGAAAUGGGAAUGGACAAAAUAAGAAAGGCAAAAAAAGGGUCAGUCAAAUAAAAUACGAACAAUACCUUACAAGCAUAUUUCCUGAUUUGGAAAAUGAAGACGUACAGGAAGUCACCGAUUUUCAAGGAAGGAAGUUAGCUCGACCGGGACAAUUUCCGCACAUGGGUGCAAUUGGGUUUAAGAACAAUAUAUUCAAUAAGACAGAAUACAAAUGUGGAGCUAGUCUUAUAAGUGAUAUUUGGGCAAUAACGGCAGCGCAUUGCACUAAAUAUAAUGCGUUAACACCAGAUUUCAUUCGAUUUGGAGAUCUGAAUCUUAAAGCAGCUGAAGAAGAUGUUGACCCACAAACCAGAAGGAUAUCUAUGGUCGUAAACCAUCCUUCUUACAACGAUGAAUCACUAUACAAUGAUAUUGCAUUGUUAAAGCUGGAUAAGGUUGUAAUAUUUACAGAAUUUGUCCAACCAAUUCGAAUAUGGUAUGAGGAAGAAAUUCCCUUUUCAAUGGCAUACGCCAUGGGAUUUGGAGCUGUUCAAUUUGCAGGAAAACCAACAAACCGUUUGACCCAACUUGAUUUGACAAUAAUACCGAACGAUAUUUGCGCAAGGCAAAUGCCACGACAAUCGAACGCCAAGCAAGGAAUUAUUAGUAGUCAAAUAUGUGCAAUUGACAAUAAGAAAACACAAAGUGACACAUUUCAAGGCGAUUCUGGAGGACCUUUGGAAAUAAGUUUUUAUGCAUCGGAAGGGGGGCGUCUGCGGCAAUAUUUGAUUGGAAUGACAUCUUUUGGUGUUUCGGGCACUACUCGACUGCCAGGAGUCUACACUAGGGUGUCGUCAUAUGUUGAUUGGAUAGAAAAAACCGUUUGGAGUGCCGACUAUGUUUUGUGAUUUAAGUUUACUUUUUUAGAAGUACUAAAUACUUCAUUUUUUACUUUAAAUUAUAACAAUAAACCUAUUCACCUGUUAUGUACUAAGA
Molecule: messenger RNA, 2733 nt
Organism: Eupeodes corollae
Lineage: Eukaryota; Metazoa; Arthropoda; Insecta; Diptera; Syrphidae
Product: probable cyclin-dependent serine/threonine-protein kinase DDB_G0292550
Exons: 13
Coding region: 111-2645 (844 amino acids)
Biological process (GO): proteolysis
Molecular function (GO): serine-type endopeptidase activity
Source: RefSeq, a predicted model, not a curated record